UCCUUUAGUCUUUUAAAAAUGGCGCUCUGAAAUCGAGGAUUUUGUUAUCCAUGGGUCCGAAGUAUGUUUCAGCGCAUUCACCGAUCGGCCCAGUUUACCAGAAAUAUUUUGCCGGCGGUGAAGAGUCUCUACGUUAAACAGGAUUCUAGGCUUGUGUCGUCCUUGCCCCUCAGAAUGACCGACCCGGCCGUGAAGAGGGUUGUGAGGGACAUCAUCCGCUCCCCUGAAGACAAGCGGCUGUACCGGGGCCUGGAGUUCACCAACGGGCUGCGGGCCCUACUCAUCAGCGACCCCACUACAGACAAAUCCUCUGCCGCCAUGGAUGUCCAAAUAGGUUCGUUAUCGGACCCUUCCAACAUCUCUGGGCUGGCCCACUUCUGUGAGCACAUGCUGUUCCUCGGCACAGAGAAGUACCCCAAGGAGAACGAAUACAGCCAGUUCCUCAGCGAGCACGCCGGCAGCUCCAACGCCUUCACCAGCGGCGAGCACACCAACUACUACUUUGACGUGUCCCAUGAGCACCUGGAAGGAGCCCUCGACAGGUUCGCACAGUUCUUCCUGUGCCCGCUUUUUGACGAGAGCUGCAAGGACCGGGAGGUCAAUGCCGUGGACUCUGAGCACGAGAAGAACCUGAUGAAUGACGCCUGGAGGCUGUUCCAGCUGGAGAAGGCCACGGGCAACCCCGAUCAUCCCUUCAGCAAGUUUGGAACAGGGAACAAACUGACCUUGGAGACGCGGCCGUCCAAGGAGGGCGUUGACAUCCGGCAGGAGCUGCUGAAGUUCCACUCGACCUACUACUCGUCUAACCUCAUGGGUCUCUGCGUGCUAGGGAGAGAAUCUCUGGAGGACCUGACCUCCAUGGUGGUGAAGCUUUUCGGAGAGGUGGAGAACAAGAACGUCCCCGUCCCGGAGUUCCCCGAGCAUCCCUUCCAGGAGCAGCACCUCAGGCAAUUCUACAAAGUCGUCCCCAUCAAGGACAUCAGGAACCUGUACGUGACGUUCCCCAUCCCCGACCUGCAGCAGUACUACAAGUCCAACCCCGGGCACUAUCUGGGCCACCUGAUUGGCCACGAGGGACCAGGAAGUCUCUUAUCGGAGCUCAAGUCUAAAGGCUGGGUGAACACGCUGGUGGGCGGGCAGAAGGAGGGAGCCAGAGGCUUCAUGUUCUUCAUCAUCAACGUGGACCUGACCGAGGAAGGCCUUCUGCACGUGGACGACAUCAUCUUCCACAUGUUCCAGUACAUCACCAAGCUGCGCACGGAGGGCCCUCAGGAGUGGGUGUUCCAGGAGUGCAAGGACUUGAAUAACGUGGCCUUCCGGUUCAAGGACAAGGAGCGUCCCCGUGGAUACACGUCCAAAGUAGCCGGUCUUCUGCACUACUACCCGCUGGAGGACACGUUGGCGGCGGAGUACCUGCUGGAUGACUUCCGGCCAGACCUGAUCGAGAUGGUGCUGGAUAAGCUGAGACCGGAGCACGUCAGGGUGGCGGUGGUCUCCAAGUCGUUUGAGGGCCAGACGGACAAGAAGGAGGAAUGGUACGGCACAGAGUACAAGCAGGAGGCCAUCGCAGAAGAGGUGCUGCAGAAAUGGGCGAGUGCGGACGUCAACGGAAAGUUCAAGCUGCCCAUGAAGAACGAGUUCAUCCCCACCAGCUUCGAGAUCUACCCCCUUGAAAAGGACCCCCCGCCCGUCCCCACUUUAAUCAAGGACACUGCCAUGAGCAAGGUGUGGUUCAAACAGGAUGAUAAGUUCUUCCUGCCCAAAGCCUGCCUGAACUUUGAGUUCUUCAGCCCCUUUGCCUACGUGGACCCCUUGCACUGUAACAUGGCCUAUUUAUACCUGGAGCUCCUCAAAGACUCCCUCAACGAGUAUGCAUAUGCAGCCGAGCUGGCCGGCUUGAACUAUGACCUCCAAAACACCAUCUAUGGGAUGUAUCUGUCUGUGAAGGGCUACAACGACAAGCAGCACAUCCUGUUGCAGAAGAUCGUGGAGAAGAUGACCACCUUCGAGAUCGACGAGAAGCGCUUCGACAUCAUCAAAGAAGCGUACAUGCGGUCCCUGAACAACUUCCGGGCGGAGCAGCCCCACCAGCACGCCAUGUACUACCUCCGCCUGCUCAUGACCGAGGUGGCCUGGACCAAAGACGAGCUGCGGGAGUCUCUGGAGGAUGUCACUCUCCCACGCCUCAAAGCCUUCAUACCGCAACUGUUGUCACGGUUACAUAUCGAAGCCCUUCUCCAUGGCAACAUCACCAAGGAGUCCGCGCUGGGCAUGAUGCAGCUGCUGGAGGACUCCCUCAUCGAGCAGGCUCACACCAAGCCCCUCCUUCCCAGCCAGCUGAUUCGCUACCGGGAGGUGCAGGUGCCCGACGGGGGGUGGUACGUCUACCAGCAGAAGAACGAGGUGCACAACAACUGCGGCAUCGAGAUCUACUACCAGACGGACAUGCAGACGACCCGGGAGAACAUGCUGCUGGAGCUCUUCUGCCAGAUCAUCUCGGAGCCCUGCUUCAACACGCUGCGCACCAAGGAGCAGCUGGGCUACAUCGUGUUCAGCGGGCCGCGGCGGGCCAACGGCGUGCAGGGCCUGCGCUUCAUCAUCCAGUCGGAGAAGGCGCCGCACUACCUGGAGAGCCGCGUGGAGGCCUUCCUGGUCACCAUGGAGACGGCGGUGGGCGAGAUGAGUGACGAGGCGUUCCAGAAGCACAUCCAGGCGCUCGCCAUCCGCCGCCUCGACAAGCCCAAGAAGCUGGCGGCCGAGUGCGCCAAGUACUGGGGCGAGAUCAUCUCCCAGCAGUACAACUUCGACCGCGAUAAUAUUGAAGUGUCCUACCUGAAGACCUUAACGAAGGAGAAUGUAAUGCAGUUCUACCGGGACCUGCUGGCCAUGGACGCCCCCAGGAGGCACAAGGUGUCCGUCCACGUGCUGUCCAGAGAGAUGGAGACCUGUCCCGUCGUGGGAGAGUUCCCCGCCCAGAAUGACAUCGCCUUGGCCCCCGCCCCCUCCCUACCACCCCACGUCAACUUCAUGGCCGCCAAACUGUGA
Messenger RNA from Gadus macrocephalus (Pacific cod), 3045 nucleotides. It is a transcript of the gene ide, whose product is annotated as insulin-degrading enzyme. The record is from RefSeq and is a predicted model, not a curated record. Bases 64 to 3045 code for a protein of 993 amino acids. Gene Ontology annotation, cellular component: cytosol; peroxisomal matrix; mitochondrion. Gene Ontology annotation, biological process: peptide catabolic process. The transcript is spliced from 25 exons. NCBI's taxonomy places the organism in Eukaryota, Metazoa, Chordata, Actinopteri, Gadiformes, Gadidae. Gene Ontology annotation, molecular function: metal ion binding; metalloendopeptidase activity.